AUGACUGAACAAACCAUUCCUGCCUAUUAUUAUUAUAUUGACCCAUCAAUCAAUUACCCCAUACAGCAGCCAAAUCCAUUGGAUGAUUUAAUAUCUGUCUAUCAUUUGUCUGAUAUAUCACGUCAAGUUGCACGAACUAAUAUAGAUGGAUCAAAAGCUAUAAAGCUACGUAAAUCUUACAAAAAUCAAAUAAGCGACCUUUCCGGCAAAUUCUCCGUUAUACCGACCCGUGAGAAUGGUAAAGGUGGUGAGCUGGCACCAAUUAUGUUUAAUACAAAUGCAGAUAUGAUGAACCAAGUCCACCGUCCUACUGAUAUGACAGAUGACAAAGAUUGGAGACAGAUGUUGAUUAAUAGAGACUCCAAAUUAUUCGAGAGUAGCGCUGGUAUCGACUGGGAUCUUUGUUCAAAUGUCUUAUCCCAAUUUGAGAGAUCAUAUCCAAGUGAAUUUCAAAAUCCAUCGGCAGGUUUUCAAUUGGAAGAUUUAGCAUUCGAUUUGGAUGGGACCGGAAAAAGUGGAGGUGGUCUCGGUGGGUCUAAGAAACGUAAAAAUAAAUCAAAUGGGUCAUCAAUGACAACUCCUAAUAGUGAUGUUUCAUAUGAUGAUUCGAAAAGAAGAAGACUGGAAUAA
This is a messenger RNA of Arxiozyma heterogenica, 630 nucleotides long. RefSeq names its product Rox3p (gene ROX3). Gene Ontology annotation, molecular function: transcription coregulator activity. The coding region runs from base 1 to 630 and encodes 209 amino acids. Gene Ontology annotation, cellular component: core mediator complex; mediator complex. Gene Ontology annotation, biological process: regulation of transcription by RNA polymerase II. The transcript has a single exon. NCBI's taxonomy places the organism in Eukaryota, Fungi, Ascomycota, Saccharomycetes, Saccharomycetales, Saccharomycetaceae. The record is from RefSeq and is a predicted model, not a curated record.